ACAGUGCCAAAAAACGAUAUAGGAAAAAGACAGUAUAGCUAACUGCUCACUCCCCCUUACUCCUUACUAAUUCCUAUGCUUUUAAGGCUUAAUCCCCUUAAAUCCCAACAUUAAAAAUUCUUGUAUUUUAAUGGCAGCUCCUUAAUCUUGUUUUAAUGUCUACUAAAUAUCUUACUAUUAUCAUGGAUUCAUGGUCACAUUCAUACUCACCCACCCACUGGAUCACUCAUCAUUACCAUUUCAUUGGUAGCUGAGUUUAUGUCUUUAUGAGUUGUGUGACUUGCAUCAAUUUGCUCCUCGGACCACACAAUAUUCUACCAUAAAGUUUAACUCUUUCUUCAUUUUGAGUUGGGUUUGCUUUUCUUUUCCCUAUUCUACUCUUUAUUUUGUUGUAUUUGAUUCAGAUUCUGAUCUAUUUGCUGCAAUUUUACUUGAAUAUUCCCAAAAAUGUAACUUUUGCAUGUUGCUUUUGUUGGGUUUUCUUUUUUAAAUUGGUUUUUGAUGUUCAUUUGCUUUAUUCUACCUUUUGAAUAUUAUUAGUUCAUGUUCUCGCUUUAAUGGAUUCUUUUUGUGUAAUUAUUGUUUAUAAUUUGGCUUUUUGAAAAAGCCCAAAACCCUUGAUUGUCUUAACAACUUGUAAAGUUAUGAACUUGGGAUUUUUGUUUCGUGUAUGACUUUUUUUUGGCUUAUCUGGGAAUUGGGUGUUUAAAAUGAAGAAAAUGGAGUCAUUUUGGUUGGUAAUGUUCUUCUGGGUGAAACUCACAUUUGGGAGUUCAGACUUGAAUGCACUUUUGGAGCUUAAGAAAGGUAUAAAAACUGAUCCUUCUGGAGUAAUAUUAGACUCUUGGAGUGCUAAAUCAUUAGCUUCUGAUGGAUGUCCCAAGAACUGGCAUGGAAUUAGUUGUAGUAAUGGUAAUGUUGAAUCAAUUAUGCUUAAUGAUGCUGGUUUAAUUGGAGAGUUUGAUUUCAAGACAUUAUCAAGUCUUAAGAAUCUUCGAAAUCUGUCUAUUUCGAAUAAUCAAUUAUCUGGGGAUAUCAUGGAGGUUUCUAACCUUAAGUCUCUAGAAUAUUUGGACCUUUCGCACAAUCGUUUUCAUGGAUCAAUAAUAUCUUCUAACUUCACUCAAUUAAAGGACUUAAUGUCUGUUAAUCUGUCCAUAAAUGACUUUGAAGGCCGAAUUCCAUCCGGGUUUCUUAAUUUGAAGAAAUUGAAGUACCUUGAUUUGCACUCUAAUAGAUUUUCUGGUGAUAUUAUGAAAGUUAUCCGAGAAUUGGGGGGUCUUUCUAUACUUGAUCUUAGCUGUAAUCAGUUUGAUGGAGUGUUGGAUAUUGGACUUGGAAGUCCUAGCUUCGUUUCCAAUGUUCUGUAUUUUAAUGUCAGCCAUAACUCUCUUGUGGGGGAGCUCUUUGCUCAUGAUGGAACACCAUUUUUUGAUAGUCUUGAAGUUUUUGAUGGUAGCUAUAAUCAGUUUAAUGGUACCAUCCCAUCGUUCAAUUUUGUUGUCUCUCUGCGUGUUCUUCGACUAGCAAACAAUAUGCUUUCAGGGACUCUUCCGGAGGCGCUUUUGCAAGAUAAUUCAAUGGUCUUAUCGGAACUGGAUCUUAGCCAAAACCAACUCGAAGGGCUUGUGGGAAGCAUCACAUCAACGAGCUUGAGGAGCCUAAACUUAUCUUCGAAUCAAUUUUCAGGCCCCUUGCCGCUAAGGAUUGGGCAUUGUGUCAUCAUAGAUUUAAGCAACAAUAAGUUUUCAGGAAAUCUCUCAAGAAUGCUAAAUUGGGGAAAUAAUAUAGAGGUUGUUCAUUUAAGUUCAAACUUUUUGACCGGGAAUUUCCCGAAUAGAACUUCUCAGUUUAUGAGACUUGCUUCACUCAUGAUAUCCAACAAUUCACUUCAAGGGAAUCUUCCACCUAUUCUUGGCACAUACCCUGAGCUAAAACUUGUCGAUCUUAGCUUCAAUUCCCUAAGUGGUUUCCUGCCAAGUUUGUUCACAUGGACAAAAUUGACUAGUCUCGAUCUGUCACACAACAAAUUCAGUGGGAUUGUCCCUCUUCAUGAAGGAUCCGAUGUUGAAAAUUUGGCUUCAUACAAUUUCAGCUUAACGUCAUUGGAUCUAUCGCAUAAUAACUUAAGUGGUGAUAUUCCUAUAGAAAUGAGCAAUUUCCGCAGCUUACAAUAUCUCGACCUGUCGUGCAACAAUUUCAUGGGUAGCAUUCCCAACAAUCUAUCAGGGCAGCUGACUGGUCUCAAUGUUUCUUACAAUAAUCUUUCUGGUAUUGUGCCGGAGAAUCUGAGGACGUUUACAGAUGCUUCUUUUCAUCCCGGUAAUUCCCUUUUAAUAUUCCCUGAUUCCCCAUCACCCGGAAGUAGCUCAAGCAUUGAUCCCAAAAGGCGUCAUCGUUCCCUUCAUCAAGUGGUCAUUGCAUCGAUUCUUGCUGGUUUGAUUGGUGGUGGUGCUUUUCUGGUUCUUUUCUUCUUGAUAAUGUAUUACAGAAAACACAUGAAGAAGGAAACGGUCAAGGAUGGGAUGGAUCAAAGUGAGAUAAAGGAUAAUAAGAGCUGGACUUCUUCGCUCCCUAGUACAUCACCUUCGUUGAAAAGUAUUGAUCCAUCGUUAAAUUCACCUAGCUCAAAUCAGGGAGCUUUUAAUACAUCGAAGAUGGGAUCUGCAACUGCAAUGAGCAGCUCUACAUCCAAGGCUGCAAAGAGCAAAGAUAUUGGUGAAAUAUCUUCGCCGGUUUGCAUCCUUUCGUCUUCAAAUCAAUCGCCUCUUAAGGGACAGAGUUUAUUCCAAAAUCUUGGUGCCGCGAAAAUUGGUUCACCUGAUAAACUUGCUGGGGAUUUACAUCUCUUUGAUGGGUCUUUAGUGUUUACGGCUGAACAGCUCUCGUGUGCGCCAGCUGAAGUCAUUGGGAGGAGCUGCCAUGGAAUGCUAUACAGAGCUGCACUUGAAAGUGGCAAUGUUCUGGUUGUGAAAAGGUUGAAAGAGGGGAUAGCGAAGGGAAGAAAAGAAUUUGCUAGAGAAGCUAAAAAUCUGGGAAGUGUAAGGCAUCCGAAUCUGGUAUCUCUACAGGGUUACUACUGGGGUCCAAGAGAACAUGAGAAGUUGAUUAUUUCGAACUACGUAAAUGCACCAUGCCUAGGCAUCUAUUUACAUGGAUCAGAUCGAAGUCAAGUUCCAUCCUUGCCGUUACAGAAACGGCUUAAAGCAGCUAGAGAUGUAGCGCAGUGUUUAGAUUACCUACAUAACGAGAGAGCCAUACCUCAUGGCAACCUCAAGUCUACCAACAUUCUUAUACAUCCUUUGCAAGAGAGUGUGGUUGUCACCGACUAUGGUCUCCACCGUCUAAUGACACCAGCUGGUAUUGCAGACCAAGUCCUCAAUGCUGGAGCACUCGGCUAUCUGCCACCCGAAUUCAUCAACUCAAGCAAACCAUGCCCAUCUUUAAAGAGCGAUAUUUAUGCUUUAGGAGUGAUUGUGUUGGAGCUUCUAACCGGAAGGAGUUCAGCUGACAUUGUUUCUGCAAAUCAAGGCUCAAUCGACUUGACAGAUUGGGUGAAAAUGUUGGUGGUUGAAAACCGUGCCAACGAGUGCUUCGAUAAAGCCGUCUUAAGUGCUAACGUCACUAAAACUGAAUUUACGGCACUUGAUAGAAUGCUACAAGUUGCUCUUAGAUGCAUUCUCCCAGCAGCUGAGAGACCUGAUACUAGAACAGUCUUUAAUGAUCUUUCAUCCAUAGAACUAUAGAAAUUAGCUGGUCAAUCCAUUGAUUUCCCAUCAUCAAAUUUCAUUCAGUUUUGUAAAUUUUGUUGCUUUCCUAAUUGGGAGGCAUUGGGUUUUUUCUAUUAUUUGUGUAAUAAUUUGUUUUCCAAAAAACAAUAACCCCUCUUUUUCUAUCAAUUUGCACAUUGAUUUUCCGAUCA
This is a messenger RNA of Amaranthus tricolor (Joseph's coat), 3922 nucleotides long. Its product is annotated as probable inactive receptor kinase At5g10020. Gene Ontology annotation, biological process: protein phosphorylation. The transcript has 3 exons. The coding region runs from base 711 to 3746 and encodes 1011 amino acids. The record is from RefSeq and is a predicted model, not a curated record. NCBI's taxonomy places the organism in Eukaryota, Viridiplantae, Streptophyta, Magnoliopsida, Caryophyllales, Amaranthaceae. Gene Ontology annotation, molecular function: protein binding; ATP binding; protein kinase activity.